CGCAGUAUCAUUUCCACUGGUGCGAGUGUGGGGUGCGCUUCGUUUCUCCGUUUCACCGUUCCUAGCGUUCGCGAUAGCUUUUCCUGUCGCGUCUUUUUGCUCGGUGGUUGUUUCAUCAAAGUUAAUAGCAACAUAGAAUUAAUAGAAUACUCGAAUUUCGCAGUGACCUCGAGAGAAUCGGCCUUUGCCGAUCUCUUUGAAAAUAAAAACGGACAAGAUCAAUCGCCCGAUCGGCGGAGCAAUGUCGUUCGAUGAUCCACUGACUUUUCGACGUGGUGUGUUUACUAGUUGGUGGAUGUUACAGUGAGUCAGACGGUGUCCCGUGGGUAUAUUGUCAAAUUGGCUGUGAGUGAAUGUUCUGAGAAUCGAGAGGACGAGAAAAGAGAGAAUGAGACGAGAGACAGCCGAAGGAGAAGCUGCCAGCCGCGAAUUGGGUUACGUCCCGUUCGCCUGGCAACGAUAUAUGACGCAACGGCCACCCUUCGCUGGUACCGAGGGUCCUCGUGAUCUUUACGUUCCUCUUUAACUGGCGACAGGACUUUUAACUGAAUCUCUCAUCCGAGACACGCGAAAAACGAAAACCGCGGUGCGUUCCAUGCGAUCAGACAUCCCCGCCCCGCCGACUCGAUUGCGCAGCCAGUUUUGGAGGUUAACCGAUCACGAUUAAGAAACUUCAACGAAAGCGACACUCGCUAACCGAGCCGGAUCAGCUGUUCCCGAGGACGACCCCUCGACCAUCAUCGGUAGACCAAAUGCUAGUCCAACAGGCGACUUUCCUGAAAAGCAUCGUCUCGAGAGCUUCUUGGUACGAGCGUGAACGGCGAGAGGACGAUGUUGUCGUAUAUGCUUCCAACGGAGGACAAGCCACCGCCGGGAGACUCGAGUCAAGGCAACUUUCGUGCUAACAAGUUGCAGAAGAGUCCGAAAGAACGUUCGUUCGCCACGAGGCCACCGCCUGGGAACGUAAUCACCGUUUCACCGAAAAAGUACACCGACACCGCCAGAACCAUGAUCGUCUCGAAGAUCGACGAGCAUGGUAGCGAUCAACGGGUCCAGGACGAACAACAACAUCCGAUGACCAGCGAAAGUCCGAAGCAUAACGGAACCGUGGUGAAAAAAUCGACUUUACACGCGUCGAAAGUUGCCAAGGAUGACAGCCUGUACAGCAUAAACAGCGAUGCUAGCACCGUUGGUAGCGAUCGAAAGAAUAAAAUCUUCAACGGGGCGAAGCACACUAGUCUGAAAAGAGUUUCCUUCGGUUCGAGCAAAGGAUCGAUGGUAGAAACUCUGGUAUACGAGACACCUGUUCAAGAAGAGCCAGAGAUCAAUCGUUUCUUGGACCACAAUGGACGCGUGCCCUCGAUAAUCACUCCUGUACCUGAUACCGACGAAGGUAGGGAAAUGGUACGCGUCUCAUUGCUAGGUCCACAACCUUCACCGACAACACCCGGCGUAUUUCAGGUGCAGCCUAUCGCGAUAUCGAGGAUUCAACCGAUCGACAUGGACCCCGUUCCAGCCGAACUCCUGACCACGCACACCGAACACACGGCUCCUGCUUAUCACACGCAAAUCAGCACGGAUAGUGGUUGGGAUAAUCCAUUCAGACCCGAUGGCGACCUUUCGAGGGAAGCCGACGAGAUAGUGGAAUUGAUAAAAGGUGGAAAACCUAUCACACCGACCCCUGGACAAACAGCUCCGCCGUUGCCAGGAUGCGAGGCGGUAACCAGCAACGCGCAAACCACCCUCGACCACGAUUCGUGUUCCAGCCCUUUACUGAAAUCAUCGGCGAACUCGACGAAUCGACAUGCAAACUCGUCGCCGAAACCUGGCCAAGAAAACGGAAACGCCCAUAGCACUCCGAUGAAAGGUGCAACCGCGAACAAGCAGCAGCCUGUCAACGAAAAGGUUGCCCCGUCGUCGAGAGCAGCUACAGUUGAAGUAGCUAGAAUGACGGCACAGGGACCAGGCGACGCUUCGCAGGUCGAACACGUCACCCUGAAGAAGAAGCCUAAAUGUAAAUGUUGUGUUCUGCAGUAAUAGACGAAAGCUUCUCUAAACUAUGUCGCACGGAAUAUCCCAACCAACUCGGCCGACGAUUUUCCGUCGUUGAAAAUGGAUCGCGACUUCUAACGUCAACGAUCGUUGUCUGUCGGUUCGCCUUUCUCAAGAUAUUCUUGCUUAACACGGCGACGAGCGUUGCGUGGAAAACGCAAUGCUUCCUAUUCCUAUCCCUGUGAAGAAACGACAAGAAAAGUCGCGUUUUCUCUUUUGAAUACACGAAUUUGCGAGAGAGAAGGAUACCGUGUACGAGAAAAGUCAUUUCGACGAAUUACUGGGAUUCAUCGUCGAUCAAAAAAUCGACGUAACAGUGAAGAAGGAUACCUGAUCAUGCGUAAGCAAAGAAAAAAAAAAAAAACAAUGAAAAGCACCGAGCCUCUUGAUAGCCUUUCAGAGACAGUGAAGGAGUGUCUAUAAAGUUAACACAGACUAUAUUAAAAAGGAGAGAAUAAGAAACAAAAAAAAAUAUAUAUAUAAAUAUACAUAAAACUCUAUAUUGUAGAUACAGAAAUGGUAGUUGUAUAGCUUAUAAUGCUUUUACUAUUGUGGUUAAUUACUGUCAAAAUUACCGUGAUUUCAAGAAUGACCGAUGACGCGAGCGUGAAAGUCCGCAGCAAGUUGCACACAAGAAUUAUGUUUCAAACUUUAUCAAAAGUUAACAGAAGGGGGGGGGGGGGAAAUGCUACUAUACUUCGUUGGACAUCGAUCUGUAUGUAAUACCAAUAGAUUCGUAGACUCUCGUUUUUACUAAAACUCAAAUCUCUAUAUGCAACUUUUACGAAAUUUUUUAACGUUAAAAAAAAAAAGAAAAUGUAGAGAAGGGUACGCGUGGAUCGUGUGGCGCGAGACUCUAUACGAAAAGAAACUUCAGGUCUCUGUAUUUUUUCGACAAAUCAGAGUACUAAUUGUCCGUUAUGAUCGCUUUUUCUCUUUGGUCGCUUUAUAUUUUCUACACCUCGCAUCGAAAUAAACGCAAGAUAAGAUGAUGAUGAUUUAUAUGUAAAUUAGGCGAGCUGGCGCUCAACAGUCCAACCGCGUGGGUAACUAUUCAGGAUCGUCGUACGAGAUUGUGUAAAUAUCGUGAUAUUUUUUGAAUUGUACGCGUGUGAUUGACGGCGAUCCGAGCUGUUCAGACAGGAAAGAAACGGAUAAGAGACGAUUUUUCCUCUGUGCUCUACGUGAAAACAACUUCUCGAUUGCUGCAGUGGCACAAAGAAACGCGUCGACGCAAGGGAGAAUCAGCGCGCUUGUAAAUGUCGACGCACGAACGAUCAAUUUUUAAGGAGAAAUGUUUUUAAUCUGAUGACUAGACUUACGGAUGUUUAUGUAUUUAUGAUGUAUCGAGAAAUAUAGAAAGAUAUAUUCAAGAUGCGUGGUACGUAUAAGAAAAGAAAAUGUGGAAAAAGCUGGGAAAUAAAAUGAUACUUUUAGAUCCCUUUGCUACGAAGGAGUUAACAGAAGAAAACCCCUUAAUGAUGCUUAUUUAUGAUCCAAAUGAUGGAUCACAAACCUCAAAUUACGGUAGAGAACGUGUUAAAAGACAGAAUAUAAAAAUUCCAUAUUUUCAUAGACAUCCGCAGUCUAUCAGUGACCGCGUUUACACGUACGACGAUUAUUAUUUAUUGCUUCUCUGCCAAACGCGUUUUUAUUUCAAUACGUCCUUUUCGCAGCUUGAUCGAUUUUUAUUGUUCUAUUUAAUCGUGUAUUGUACAUGGCGUAAAAUUAAAAUGAAAUGCGGUUAAACGCGCCUGUUCAUGAGAAAGAGAUUUACGACGUACAUAUAUUUGCAAUCAUUGUUGAUGUUCGUCGAAAAGUGAAACCGUUGAUCGGUUCCGCUCGUAAUUAACUAUUGUAAGAAAGUUUUGAGUAUCGCGUAGUUUUUCCGCUCUCCUUUCUUCGUUGCGGUAACGAUUGAAAAAUUCGAGUUGCGUGUUGCCGAAGAAAGGAAGAGAAGAAAUGAAGUAACGCGAGUUUGUUUUAAAUGCGCGAAUGAUUCGAGUGUUUGCCUGUACGAGUGCCUGUAUUAUUUUUUAAUACACAUAUCCGCGUAUUUUUCCUAGAUCGCCGGGGCAGAAAACACAGAUAUUUAUGAAAUUACGCAGCGAUAAUAGUUGGGGUGACGGAUGUGUUUGGAUUACCAAGAGUAAGAGUGAGAGAGAAAGGAGGCAAACCUUUAUUUUCAUUCAUUGUACGCAGCUGCAAUGUAUGUACGGUACAGAGUGUAAUAUAAAGUUGUAAGUAAUAGAA
Molecule: messenger RNA, 4305 nt
Organism: Osmia bicornis bicornis
Lineage: Eukaryota; Metazoa; Arthropoda; Insecta; Hymenoptera; Megachilidae
Exons: 7
Coding region: 832-2037 (401 amino acids)
Source: RefSeq, a predicted model, not a curated record